Molecule: messenger RNA, 1461 nt
Organism: Brachypodium distachyon (stiff brome)
Lineage: Eukaryota; Viridiplantae; Streptophyta; Magnoliopsida; Poales; Poaceae
Product: protein S-acyltransferase 10
Exons: 11
Coding region: 148-1149 (333 amino acids)
Biological process (GO): protein targeting to membrane; peptidyl-L-cysteine S-palmitoylation
Cellular component (GO): Golgi apparatus; endoplasmic reticulum
Molecular function (GO): protein-cysteine S-palmitoyltransferase activity
Source: RefSeq, a predicted model, not a curated record
CCUAACGGAACCCCGCUCCUUCUACCGGAAAACGUCGUCUCCCAAGCACGGAAGUCGCCACGCCGGUAGCCCUCCUCACUCCUGCCGCUUAGCCACCCCCUCACCGCCACCUCCUCCUCGCCGUCGGAUGCGACGGCGGCGGCGGCAAUGGCGUCCUCCUCCGCCGCAGAGCCCGGCGCCCGCCUCUCCGAUCGGACGAAGAGGUCUCCCCUGGGUUUGAAGGCUAUGGUGCUCCUGAUGCACGUGGUGUUCGUCGGCGCCGUCUUCAUGCUCGAUUCGACCCUCGAUCGGCGGAUCCAUCAGGAACCGUGGUAUAUUGGAGCGUAUGGGGUGCUUGUUCUGGUCACCUUGGUGCAAUACUUCUACACAGCUGGUUCAUCUCCAGGGUAUGUUAUUGAUGCUAUGCAAGCUAGUGGCGGGAUGCAUGCAACCUUCAUCAAUACUGCCACUCUUUCAAAACAAUCGAGUUCAAAACAUGGAAGCUUAAAGUCCCCCAUGAACCGGCCUCAACUAGAGAAACCUAGUGCAAUGUCUUCGUCAUCAUCAUGGUUGCAUCAAAUCGUGGAUCUUUAUCCUCCUGGGUCAAGCAACAGGGAUUGGACGUGCGCAUACUGCAAAGUUUUUCAGCCACCUCGUACCAGGCACUGCCAUGAUUGUGAUAAAUGCGUCCUUCAGUUUGAUCAUCACUGUGUUUGGCUUGGAACAUGCAUUGGCAAAAAGAACCAUUGUCGGUUUUGGUGGUACAUAUUUGAAGAAACAAUCCUGUCUACCUGGACCGUUGCUCUGUACAUUGAGUCGCUGUAUUUAGACAUUGACAAGGCCUGGUGGAAGGAUUUUAUUGGUGUAAUCCUGUUGGCAAUAUUGAUAUUUAUCCUAAUAUUCCUGCUGCUGCUAUUGAUGUUUCAUACUUAUAUUGCUCUUACAAAUCAAACAACCUACGAAGUGGCGAGAAGGAAGAGGAUAUUCUACUUGAGGGGAGCUCCUGACAAAGUUCAUCCAUUCAGUAAAGGCAUCUGUAGAAACAUCUAUGACUUCUGCUUCUCUAGAGAGAGUGGUUUUGUUCUGGAAGCUGUGCCCCCACUCGAGGAGCUGGAAGCCAGAGCUGCUCCUUACACAUGCCGAGACAUAUUUUGCUGCCGGUGCUGUUGAUAUAUGUGCUCUACUGUAGCAUUCUUUACCCCCUCCCCCCCGGCAUGUACUGUAAUUCAUUCUUCAGAUAUAUUUUUUUCGCCAAUGGAAGCAAGCCUUGGAUGAGCUCACCAGUAGAUGUCCUUUCAGUUCAUUGUUCAUGUAAAAGCUCAUGUACAUUUCACCCCAAAAAAAUGUAUGUGGCCCGAGGUCCAGUUGGCUGUUGUGCCUAUGAUGUCUGAAAGUAGGUUGCAAGGACAGAAAGUCAGAAACUGUAUCGGGUGACCGUUUGUGCUUGUGUAAUCUGCAGUCGAGUUGUGAUCGUUGAUGUGA